Molecule: messenger RNA, 1569 nt
Organism: Zychaea mexicana
Lineage: Eukaryota; Fungi; Mucoromycota; Mucoromycetes; Mucorales; Lichtheimiaceae
Product: coth protein-domain-containing protein
Exons: 4
Coding region: 1-1569 (522 amino acids)
Source: RefSeq, a predicted model, not a curated record
AUGGCCGUCAUCGUUGAUGACAAUUCGUAUCCGCUGAACCGAUCCUUGUCAUCACAGAUGGUUUAUACAGGGACUGGACCUGUUGCGCAAAACGGUUACUACUAUGCGAAAACAAGUGGCUCUUCGAUCUUGGAACGUGAGCCUUUCAUUCGUACCCCUGUCCAUGGAGACACCAUCUACGAGUCCUAUAAUCGUUCGCAAAACGUUUGGGAUAUUCCAUCACUGCCACAACUGUAUAAUCGUUUGUAUAACCGCAUUGAUACAGACCUUCACAAGGAUGGGCAGAUUGGUACGAUCCAUAUCUAUGGCAAUAUUUCGGGCAUGGAUUUUAUGCAUGCCAAUAUUUUGGAUGACGUUAAAGUUGUUGCCAAUAUGACAUAUAUCAGAGGAAGUGAUCUCUUAAAGUUUGAAGAUAUUGAAUUUGAGCUAGCCGGUGUAUCUGCACGAUGGGUAUCUAAGCUGAGCUACAACGUUAAAAUUCCCAAGGGCGGUGACACUUUAUACGGUUACCGACGACUCAAGCUACGUGCACUUGCAAUGGAUCCUUCAUAUAUUCGUGAAAUGGUGGUAUACAAGACGAUCAACGCGGCUGGUGUAGCAGCGAGUGAUUUCUCCUAUGUGCGUCUUUUCAUCAAUGAUCAUCCGGUUGGUAUCUAUGGCCUUAUCGAGGUAUACAAGAACCCAUGGCUCCGAAAUGAAUUUGACAACGGCAAUAAGGAUUACGAACAAGGCAACCUUUAUCAAGCGAGAGGAGGUUUUGGAGACAUUCCAGCCUUGGAUUCUGAUUUACGCUAUAUUGGUGAAAAUGUGUCUCAAUACGCUAUCGGCCAAUAUAAAAUUAAAGAGGAUCCUUCGGAAGGCGAACCGAGUUUUGAGCCCAUGAUGGAUUUGACUCGAUUUUUAAAGAAUGCAUCCACUGCAAGUGUUUCUGAGUGGGAGCAGUACUUUGACAUGGAGGCUUUAAUACGAAAUAUGGCAUUAGAAAUUCUGCUUGGAUUUUCCGACGGUUAUUUCACAAUCGCAAACAAUUACUACAUGUACCAAGACGGACUAAAUUCCAAACGAUUUAUCUACAUCCCUGCGGACGUCGACACUACUCUUGGAGCCACCCUUGUCAAAUUGUCUGACAUGUUGACCGGCAACUAUAGCACCUACCCUGGCUUCCAAAUGCGUCCAUUGAUGCCUCAAUUGCUCCAAGUACCUGAGCUCAAGGACCGGUUUGAGCACUAUAUCCAUGAUCUAAGUCGCCGGCUCAUCAAUCCUACCCAUUUGGACCCACUGAUUGAUGCCACAGUUGCCAUGAUCCGCCAAGAAACUGAAUGGGAUUACACCAUCAAGCCACUCAACACGUUCGAUUGGAGCAUCAUAUUCAAUAACACUGAGAGCAUUUUCCAAGACUUGAAUCUUUCGUAUCCUAUCGAUGAGGAAACCAUCGUUGAUAUCGUUCACAGAAAGCCCAUCUCGUUCGAAACAGCUGUGAAUGGACCGACUGGAUACAUUUCGUUGUGUGGUGUCAAGGAAUUUAUUGCUAAUAGCAGUAGAGCCAUCCAGUCUUUCUAUAAUAUGUGA